UAAGAGGUGACUCAUGGAAAAGCCCUUCCUGUGCAGUCAGAUAGCAGUCUCGAUCCCGAGUUCCCUUUACUCUGGGAAAAGUAAGCACUCAGCAACUAGUCCAACAUCCUCCACGGCGGCUGGACCAGAUAGGAUUUGUUGGUGGCUCACAGAUCAUCAGUCCUGGAGCCUUCUGAUUCCACCUCAGUGCUCUUGACUGAGCAAUGGAGUCUUUCACUGCUGACACCAACUCAACUGACCUACACUCACGGCCUCUGUUUAAACCCCAAGACAUUGCCUCCAUGGUCAUUCUCAGUCUCACGUGUUUAUUGGGACUGCCAGGCAAUGGGCUGGUGCUGUGGGUCGCUGGCGUAAAGAUGAAGAGGACCGUGAACACAGUCUGGUUCCUCCACCUCACCCUGGCCGAUUUCCUCUGCUGCCUCUCCUUGCCCUUCUCCGUGGCUCACCUGAUUCUCCGAGGACACUGGCCCUAUGGCUUGUUCCUGUGCAAACUUAUCCCGUCCGUCAUUAUCCUCAACAUGUUUGCCAGUGUCUUCCUGCUUACUGCCAUUAGCCUGGACCGCUGUCUGAUGGUGCACAAGCCGAUCUGGUGCCAGAACCAUCGGAGCGUGAGAACAGCCUUCGCCGUCUGUGGAUGCGUCUGGGUGGUAGCCUUUGUGAUGUGUAUACCGGUAUUUGUAUACCGUGAUCUGCUCGUUGUGGAUGAUUACAGUGUAUGUGGCUAUAACUUUGAUUCCUCCAGGGCAUAUGAUUAUUGGGACUACAUGUACAAUUCACAUCUACCAGAAAUCAACCCUCCUGACAACUCCACUGGACAUGUGGAUGACAGGACAGCUCCUUCCUCUGUACCAGCAAGGGACCUUUGGACAGCUACCACUGCUCUCCAGUCACAAACGUUCCACACAUCUCCUGAAGACCCAUUCUCUCAAGACUCAGCAAGUCAGCAACCCCAUUAUGGGGGGAAGCCUCCUACUGUGCUCAUAGCCACCAUACCCGGCGGGUUUCCUGUUGAAGAUCAUAAAUCCAACACACUGAACACUGGUGCUUUUCUCUCUGCCCACACAGAGCCGUCCCUCACUGCUUCUAGCAGUCCUUUAUACGCCCAUGAUUUCCCGGAUGAUUAUUUUGACCAACUGAUGUAUGGCAAUCACGCGUGGACACCUCAGGUGGCAAUCACCAUCUCGAGGCUGGUGGUGGGCUUCCUGGUGCCCUUUUUCAUCAUGAUAACCUGUUACAGCCUCAUCGUCUUCAGAAUGCGAAAAACCAACCUCACCAAGUCGAGGAACAAAACCCUUCGGGUGGCCGUGGCGGUGGUCACCGUCUUUUUUGUCUGCUGGAUUCCAUACCAUAUUGUUGGAAUCCUGUUAGUGAUUACUGACCAAGAAAGCGCCUUGAGAGAAGUUGUGCUACCCUGGGACCACAUGUCCAUUGCUUUAGCAUCUGCCAAUAGUUGUUUCAACCCUUUCCUUUAUGCCCUCUUGGGAAAAGACUUCAGGAAGAAAGCAAGACAGUCCGUAAAGGGCAUUCUGGAAGCAGCCUUCAGCGAAGAGCUCACGCACUCUACCAGUUGUACCCAGGACAAAGCCCCCUCAAAAAGAAACCAUAUGAGUACGGAUGUGUGAAGAUGCUGCACUGGGGACCUAAGCAGAUGUUCUGAGGAUCUUGCCAUCUCCUGCUGUGGUUAGGAGUGUGCAGCACAUACCCGGCCCCGCCUUCUUCUUCGGCUUUUCCUGCGAGACUUUGUGCCUCACAUAAAACAAGACAGUACUCUAAACGUACCUUUCCUUUCUCUCCAAACUCAUGUCAAACAGAAGGAGGAUGGGAUGGGUGAAGCUACAAUUCUUCAAUUCACUGCACACUCCGACAGCAGUAUCAAAGGAUUUUAAACCUGAGUCUAGGUAUUUUACAUGCCAAACGUGUCAGGCACACUCUCUUUGGGAUUUUUUUUUUCAAAUUAAUUUUUUUUCGGGACCAUGGUACUAUAAAGUACUAUAUACACCCAAUUUUAAAGGAACUAGUUAAUAAUGAAAUGCAGAAGGGCUGGUUCUCCAGCACCCAGUAAUUCCCAUCUCUCCCUACUUCCAAGAGAUAACCUUUGCAAGAAUUUUAGCUGUUUCUUCUGAUACAUGAUGUGCCUAAGACAUGUGCCCACGCUGCUGGUCACUGUAGAUAUGAAGAAAAGGUUGUCUCGAAAGAUUUUACCUGCUUACCUACUUUCAUAUUUGCGCCCGGCAUCCCAGGGUUGACUGGUAUCAUGUUUUAAUCUGUUCGUGACCGUUCCACUUUUUUUUUCCUUCCUUUUGUUGUCAGGUUUUGCUUGGCUUUGUUCCAGGGUCUCUGGGUAGCACAGUCUAGCCUCAGACUCACAGGUUUCUUGUUACAGUACCAGAGCUGAGCACCGCCACCACCACCACCCCCAGCUGACUACACAAUUUUCCUGUCAACACAUUUCAAUAGCAUACAGCUUCUCUUCUGCCCUCUUACUUCGCAUGCUAACAUAUAUUCAUUGUACAUAUUAGGAAGGUUCGACAUGACUGAUCCGUACAUGCACACAACAUUCACACGUCCACCCCAGACUCUUCCUAAUCAUUCUUCUUCUUACUGGUUGACUUUUAAAAAAGGGGGUGGGGGGCACUGGAGAGGUGGCUCAGAGGUUAAAAGCACCAACUGUUCUUCCAGAGGUUCUAGUUCAACUCCCAGCAACUACAUGGUGGCUCACAACCAUCUGUAAUGGGAGCCGAUGCCCUCUUCUGGUGUGUCUGAAGACAGCUACAAUGUUAUUCGUGUACAUUAAAUAAAAAUUCUUUAAAAAAAAUAGGUCUUAAGAAUCCCACACUGGCCUCAAGAUUAUUAUGCAACCAAAAAUGACUUUGAAAUUCAAAUCCCCCUGCCUCCACCUCCUAUUGGCUGGGAUCAUAGGCAGGGAACACUAUGCCCAGUCUUAUGUGGUACUGGGAAUCAAAGCCAGGGCUUCGUGCACGGUAAUUAAGCAUCCUGUCAACUAAGCUACUACCCUAGCCUGCUCAGGUUGACGUGUCUGGCCCUCAGAUAUGAGACUGCAUGGCACUUCUGCGUCCACUCACAUAAUGUCCCCGUCAUCCACCCAACUAUUAACCAACGCCUCAGCAGACUCUGUACCGUAGCUAUUAUACAUAGUACUACACUCAACCCUUGGUUUAAAAAAGGAAAACCAGCAAUCUCCCACCAUAACCUAUCCUCGUGCGUACAUGUCCAUGUGUUAAAUCCCUGAGAAGUCAAGCUUGUUUGCGUAAGUGGGCAUGUCCAAGAUGAAUGAGUUAAUCUACAUAGACAGAAGAUGGAAUGUAGAUCAGUCUUGUGAUACAUGCCUUCUGUCGUCGAGGGAAGGACCUUAGGCUACAACUGCUGUACGAACUAUUAUGCAGAAAUUUCAAAUCACUAAAAAGAUCUUUUUUGUGGUGAGGUAUUUUGAGCGUAAGACUGCAGUUCCGCCUUUCCAGUGUAAGCUGUUUAUCUAUUCCCCAUGAAUAAAUGCUUUUAUCUACAAAGCUCA
This is a messenger RNA of Rattus norvegicus (Norway rat), 3532 nucleotides long. It is a transcript of the gene C3ar1, whose product is annotated as complement C3a receptor 1. Gene Ontology annotation, cellular component: plasma membrane; membrane. The record is from RefSeq and is a predicted model, not a curated record. Gene Ontology annotation, molecular function: G protein-coupled receptor activity; complement receptor activity; complement component C3a receptor activity. Lineage: Eukaryota; Metazoa; Chordata; Mammalia; Rodentia; Muridae. Gene Ontology annotation, biological process: positive regulation of immune system process; complement component C5a signaling pathway; positive regulation of cell migration.